AUGAACUCUGGCCUCCUCUAUAUGGUAUCUCUAGAACAGCAGAAUUUUUUGAAUGACACUGCCAUGGACAAUAACGGGUUCUUCCCUGCUUUCUCACAGGAAGAUAGCAUGGCAACUGGCAAUGGUCUUGGCUUCAAUAUCACACGACGGAUUAUCUUAUCACUUGGCGGAAACAUUCAGGUGAACUCCGAAAAGGAUGUUGGCACUGAAUUCGUGACAACUGUGAACCUUAGUCAUGCAUCCGAGCUACCUAACGGGAUAUAUCCCCGACAGGUUGAAUAG
Messenger RNA from Penicillium paradoxum, 282 nucleotides. RefSeq lists its product as uncharacterized. The transcript has a single exon. The coding region runs from base 1 to 282 and encodes 93 amino acids. The record is from RefSeq and is a predicted model, not a curated record. NCBI's taxonomy places the organism in Eukaryota, Fungi, Ascomycota, Eurotiomycetes, Eurotiales, Aspergillaceae.